AUGUUGAAGUCAGUUACACGACCGGUAAAGGUGACAUCGAACCUUUUGCAACCAUUUAGGGCUUUCCACUAUUUAAGGAAGAAAUUACCAACGGUUUAUGAACCACUCCCACCAAGAAGGAAUGGGGAGAAUGUAAUGACUUAUAUACAUAGGGAACUUGUUAAGAAACACGAUCCUACAGGUAAAAGAAGCAAACUAAUUGAUUACAAGAGGGGAUUAAGAGCAGGAGAUAUUAUAAAAGUAACUUAUUUAGAUAGAUCGGAUCUUACUGGACGAGUCAUUGCUAUCAAAAGGGGACAAUUGAAUUUGGGUUCAAAUAUCUUGUUGAGAACCAAAUUGAACAAAGUUGGAUCCGAGAUUAGAGUGCCUAUUUUUAAUCCGAAUAUUAGAAAUGUUGAGGUGCUUUAUAAACCUAAAGAGUAUUUGCCCAGACGUGCUCAAUACUAUAUUAGAGGAACAAGAUAUGACAUUGACGAUGCAGAGGCAUUUGUAAAACGUCAAUAUGCGGAAAAGAAAGAAAAGGAGGUGAAGACAACGGAGAAGACAACGGAGAAGACAAGAAGAAGAAGGAAGUGA
Lodderomyces oxycetoniae is the source of this 576-nucleotide messenger RNA. RefSeq names its product mitochondrial 54S ribosomal protein bL19m. Gene Ontology annotation, molecular function: structural constituent of ribosome. The record is from RefSeq and is a predicted model, not a curated record. The transcript has 2 exons. Gene Ontology annotation, biological process: translation. NCBI's taxonomy places the organism in Eukaryota, Fungi, Ascomycota, Pichiomycetes, Serinales, Debaryomycetaceae. The coding region runs from base 1 to 576 and encodes 191 amino acids. Gene Ontology annotation, cellular component: ribosome; mitochondrial large ribosomal subunit.